This is a messenger RNA of Cantharellus anzutake, 881 nucleotides long. Its product is annotated as Gar1/Naf1 RNA binding region-domain-containing protein. The record is from RefSeq and is a predicted model, not a curated record. Gene Ontology annotation, cellular component: box H/ACA snoRNP complex. Gene Ontology annotation, molecular function: box H/ACA snoRNA binding. Gene Ontology annotation, biological process: ribosome biogenesis; snoRNA guided rRNA pseudouridine synthesis. Lineage: Eukaryota; Fungi; Basidiomycota; Agaricomycetes; Cantharellales; Hydnaceae. The transcript is spliced from 6 exons. The coding region runs from base 82 to 645 and encodes 187 amino acids.
UUCUACGGUGGAGCACGUGGUACCGGUCGAGGAGGCGGCAGGCCAAGGGUCGACGCCGGCCCUCCUGAAAAUGUUUUAGAAAUGGGCACAUUUGUCCACGCGGUUGAAGGCGAAAUGGUCUGCGCAUCUGUCAUGCCAAACAAAGUCCCCUACUUCAACGCUCCCAUUUACCUUGCGAACAAAUCUACCAUAGGGAAAGUCGAUGAGAUCCUUGGUCCGAUUAACGAGGUCUACUUCUCCGUAAAAGUCAAUCAAGGAAUACUGGCGACUAGCUUCAAUAAAGGCGACAAGGUCUACAUCGGUGAUGACAAGCUGCUGCCGUUAGAGAGAUUCUUACCCAAACCGAAAACAGCUGGAGGAGUUCAAAAGCGGAGGGGUGCUGCUGGGGGGCCGCGAGGUGGGCGCGGUGGACGUGGUGGACGCGGUGGGUUUGGCGGACGUGGAGGGUUCAGCGGACGUGGUGGAUCUGGCGGACGUGGUGGAUCCGGUGGACGUGGUGGAUCCGGUGGACGUGGUGGGUUCGGUGAACGGGGUGGAUUCCGAGGGGGUGCUGGUAGAGGGAUGGCUCGUGGUGGCUCUGCUGGGUCAAGGGGCUUUUCUGGAGGAAGAGGGGGCAGCUUCAGGGGUGGUGGCAGAGGAUAUUAGCUACUACCGUUGUCAAACGCAAUAUCAUUCAUACCCACCUUACAGUAAAUGAAGCCUCCCGUGCCUAAUUACCUGUACAGCGUGAUAGCCUCAAUGGUUGCGUAUGAAUUUUUGGAGCUCUGAUCCCUCAAACUCUUGUCUGAGACUGAGGCAUGAGUUCUUGGUGGAACCCCAGUAGUUUUCGCGAUAUGUUCGUAUUUGGGGUUUGUGAUGGGGUCACUUGUAUUUUUUUGGUG